AGGUGACCUACAAUCACAUCUUCAUGGAAAUGUGGGAAGAUGAGGAUUGGCUUUGGGCCGAGCUGCAGAAGAACAAGGCCAUGGCGCCCAAGGCGUUGACGUCCAUGGGCUACGGUGGAAAAAACUCCAUGUACAUGCGGAAAAGCCUGCAAGAGUCUGUGGCCGAAUCUGAAGGGUUGCCGUUGGAGUUCUACACCUCAUACAAUGCCAAGUGGUGGAAGCCAUGGCUCUAUUUUGACAACACCUCCUCGGUCAAUGCGACCAGGUUCCUCAAGAAGUGCAGCGAGACAACACUCUUCUCGGACGGCCCGAUGCGGAACUACCUGGCGCAAACGGGUGAUAGUGAUGGAGUACAGAUGAUUGAUGGUGCAGUUGUGGGUUCAUGUCCUGAUGAGUACUUUUGGAGGGCGCCAAGUUGUCGUAACGAGACCUUCAAGUGCGUGAUGUUCUUUACCAGCGGUGCUGGUUGGAACCUUGAGCUGGUCAUGCACCAAGCAACUGCUUGGAACAUGCCGAUUGCUGUGGCAAUUGCCAACACAUGGGCGGAUUUUGUUGCAAUGCCAGUGGCACACCAGAGCCUUUUCUAUUGGUGGGAGCCAGAUGCAACUUUCCUGGAGAUGGCACCAGUUGAGGUGAUUUUCCCACCGCAUGACAGUAUUGGCCAUGCCAAUGGAGAUUUCAAAACAGCUCAGAGGACAAUCAAACUCUCCAAAGGCGUCAGCAAAGACUUGUCGUCACUCUCUCCCAGAGUGGAGAAUUUUCUGGUGAACAUGGAAAUCAGCGCGACCAUGAUCCAAGCAAUCCUGAUGGACCAGAAGAACACAGGAGAUUCCUGGGACGAUGUCACCUGCCGAUGGCUCCAGAGCAACAAAGCCACGUGGGAAUCAUGGUUACCAGAUGAUACCACUUGUUUUGCGGGCUUUGGGCUCGUUGACAUCGAGUCUGGAGAGCUUGCAAUGGAUAGAACUGUUCGCGAGGGCAAAAGGUGCCAAGUUUGCCCCAGCGGUACCUUUUCUGAGCGCUUGGUGGAUUCCAUCGGCGUGACCCACAUCUGUUCCGCAUGCCCCUUGGGCACUAGCCAGGCUUUGGGAGCCUCGCUCAAGUGUGACCCCUGUGACAAGGGCACAUACCAAGACGAGCUGGGAAGCCACAGCUGCAAGCGUUGUCCACUGGGCACCUAUCAGGAUCAAGAGGGUCAAGUCCAAUGCAUUGCGUGCCCGGAUGGAAGCAGCACGCUGGGCUUGGGAUCCGUGGUGUUCACCGAUUGCGGCUGCGUUGAGGGUCGCAUUGACGUUGCGCCUGCAGGUCUGACGUGCGAGGUUUGCAGCGUUGGCUUGACUUGUCCCGCCAUGGGGACCUUGGAGAGUUAUGAGACAGGCGUGCAUCCUUUGGGCGCGAAGCACUUGCCUAUUGUGGACGCAGGCUACUACACCACGGCAGCUGAGCCCUUGAAGGUCUACAAGUGUGGCAAGAUCUGGCACUGCCCAGGCGGCGUCCCAGACUCUUGCGCAGGUGGUCUUGCUGGAGUGCCAUGUGCUGAGUGCCCACAAGGUAAGACAUGGAGAGAAGGACAAUGCAUGGAAUGUGAAGCAUGGGAGCAAAUCCUUUGGGGCAUCAGCGUGGUGGGAGUCUUCCUUUUCCUUACGGCGUCCUAUUAUUUGAUGACUUCAAAGGUGUCGGCUAAGGUCGGGUCGCUGGUUGGAUGAAGGGGAGCUGGGGGCAGGAUAUGUUUGGAGUUUCUGUGUCGUUUGAGAGACUUCCUGCAAGACGGCGCUUUAGAUUCCUUCUUCGUGUCGUGACAGAGGCGUCUACAAGGUGAGACCCGGGCUCUAUUGAAGUUAACUGGAAGUUGUAUAGAUU
This is a messenger RNA of Durusdinium trenchii, 1860 nucleotides long. Lineage: Eukaryota; Dinophyceae; Suessiales; Symbiodiniaceae. The record is from the annotation of a GenBank genome assembly.